UUGACGGACGAUUGCAAGCUUUUAUGAGGGGCGAGCUCAGACACAAAAUUAAACUAUUGAGAAUUUGGAAGUUUCCAGUGAUUUAAUCCCCCCUUCCCUACUCUAUGGCUUCUGGUUCCAACAUGGACAUAGAGGGCGCGACCCAGCACCUUCGGGACAUCUUGAAACUGGAUCGUCCCGGUAAUUCGGCCGAGCCUUUGGUAGAGAGCCAGAGAAAACCUUCUUUUAAUGGAGAGUUGAAUGGCGUUCUUGGAGCGGAUCUUAUUGGAGCAGGAGGACUUGCAACAAUGGUGGAGCCAGCUGCUCACAACUCAGACAAACUUAACGGACAGGACACACAGACUAUCUGCCUUUCAGGAGAUGAUGGGUCCACUUGUGUCCCCAUCAGAGCAAACAAUGUUGAAAUCGUGUCCAGUCGUGACUCUAGUAUUGACAGUAAGGCUCGUGGCAGCAACAAGGUUAAAAUUCAGCCCGUGGCCAAAUAUGACUGGGAGCACAAGUACUACUAUGGCAAUUUAAUAGCUGUGUCCAACUCGUACUUGGCUUAUGCCAUCCGAGGUGCAAACAAUCAUUCUAUGAUCCGAGUGCUGCGGCUGGGAUCAACUGAGCGUUCGCUGCUGAAGGGCUUCACCGGUGCCGUCACAGACCUUGCUUUCGCCCACUUGGACUCCACCCUUUUGGGUUGCGUGGAUGAGGCUGGAAAUAUGUUCAUUUGGCAACUCACUAGCCACAGCAGCAAAAUACAAGAUGAAGUGAUCGUUCACAUCCGAAGGCCAGAGGACACUCCACUAAAUUCCAACCGCAGACUCAUCUGGUGUCCCUUCAUCCCGGAGGACAAUGAUGAGAGUCCAGAGGAUGCGUGUCAGACACUGGCACUCCUUCAUGAAGACAGAGCUGAGGUUUGGGACCUAGACAUCCUCCGAUCCAAUAACAGCUCAUGGCCUGUGGAUGCCACAGAACUGAAAGAGGGCUUCAUCACCAUUAGAGGACACACAGCACGCAUUAGUGAGGGAGCUCUGUCCCCUGACGGCACGGUCUUGGCCACAGCCAGUCAUGAUGGAUUUGUAAAGUUCUGGCAAAUUUACAUUGAAGGACAGGACCAACCCAGCUAUGAUGAGCAUAAGAGACUUCUUUCAAAAACACAAAAUCUUACCGACUCCAAACCAACCAAACGAUGCCUGCAUGAAUGGCAGCCACAUAAUGGUCGGCCUCUUUCCUGUCUGCUCUUUUGUGACAACCACAAGAAGCAAGACCCAGAAGUUCCUUUCUGGCGCUUCCUGAUCACUGGAGCUGAUCAGAACCAGGAACUUAAGAUGUGGUGCACAGUGUCGUGGACAUGCUUACAAACUAUCAGGUUUUCCCCAGAUCCAUUUAACAGCAGUGUUCUACCCAGCCUGAAGGCUAGUUUGGACCUUUCUGCAGAAUUUCUCAUCCUCAGUGAUGUUCAGAGGAAGGUGUUGUACGUCAUGGAGCUGUUACAGGAUCAGGAAAAAGGCCGCGCUAGCUUCACUGCAGUUUCAGAGUUUCUGCUUACGCACCCUGUGCUAAGCUUCGGCGUGCAGGAUGUUGCUCGCGCCAGACUGCGCCACACAGAGGUCCUUCCCCCUGAUGAAGAAAGUGAAAGCAUGACGACAGAAGGAAACCAGGGACCCUCUGAGUCCAAAUCAGGAAUCCAGAUUAAACUCUACUGUGUUCAUACAAAAUCACUACAGGAUGUGCAGAUCUGGUUCCAGCCCAAUCAGGGAGCCUCAUCCUCCCUCUUUAUGCCACAGUCUGGAUCACCUGGAUCACAGGAUGGCUUUGGUUUUUCUGACCCACUUGCUGAUCUGAAUGUGGAGGCAAUGAGCUCUGAUAAAGAGUCUGGAGAUAGUGGAUCACAGAAUGACCUGAGUAAGAUUCUGGCUCUUCCAACUCCAGCUGACUUCAUGAGUCCAGCCCCAUCAGCCUUGCCCAAACUCAUGACCCCAGAUGCCUUCAUGACGCCCAGCACCUCCAUGCCUGCUUCUCCUGGCAGCAGUGCCAGCAGCCUGACCAUAGUCACUGCUAUGAGCAGCUCAGACAGCGGUGCAAGAGGUGGAGAUGAUCUGGCCCAGAGCCCUAAAAUGUCUGUUGAAUGUGGAAACAGCAGCUUGACUCUGAAUGCCAGCUCAAGCAGUCCGAGAUCCAACUCUAUUCUCAUCUCAGGCCUUGGGGAAAAUAUCCAGGUUUCCCCUCCAAACCCUCCUCUCUCCCUGGAUCUCCAGGCCAUAGACCCUAUGGUUGUCCCCCAGGCCUCACCGACGAGAGCUCGCUCUCCAGAUGUCAUCUCCUCUGCUUCUACGGCAAUGUCCCAGGACAUCCCCGAGAUCGCCUCUGAGACCCUGCAGAGGGGGCUGGCCAGCGCCGCUGCUGACUCAGGCCCUGUCCUACAUUCUGACAGCAUGGCAUCAGCCGCAUCAGUCCUCCACCUGUUGUCUCCGAGAGCCCGGAGCAGUGCUGAGCACAGUUUGCUGCCUCUGGAAUUGGGUGCAGCAUCUGUGGAUGGAGAACAGAGACUUAAUACCACACCCUCCUUGCUGGAGACGGCUCUGUCGCAGGAGAACGCAGCAGCAGCCGGAGGAUCCUGUUCCGACAGCAGCGUGAACCACACCUGGCCCGCAGCGCCUGAUAUCACACGAGAAACUCGCAACAGCCUGAGAGACAAUGGUUUGGGAGACUGCUCUAGGGAGGAAAUAAAGGACAGACACAUUUCUUCUCCAUACCACAGGCGCACAUAUCACCUGACUCAGAAUGACAGUCAGGAUGCAAGUGCAGAGCAGAGCGAUCAUGAUGAUGAGGUCGCUAGUCUGGCCUCCUCCUCAGGAAAUUGUGGCCCUCGCUCUUCUCACAGACUUCCUGUGAAAGACUGGAAAACAUCUCCCCGCAGCUCCCCUAAGCUCAAGAGGAAGAGCAAGAAGGAUGAAGGAGAGUGCUCGCAGUCUAGACAGAUUGAAAACCAGAUGAGCACAGAGGUGCAGGACGAGCUCCUACAGAUGUUAAGGAGUCAGCAAAGGGAGAUCGCUGAGCUGAGACAGAACCAGCUGGAUCUUCUGCAGAGAGUCACCAGCCACAUGGACGCUGUUCAGAGCUCCAUCAUGGCUCACAUUGAGCACGCCAUGUUGGCUCAGCAGGAGCAAGAACAGAGAAGAAUGGAGAGAAUUUUGGCUGAAGGACAAAGCCGGAACCAACAGCUCCAGGACCAGCUGGUUCAACAGCUCGUCCAGACUCUGAACAACAGUCUCUGCAACAGGCUAGACAAAGUUUUACGUGAAGAAAUGAAGAAGACCGUCCCACAGGCCAUAUCGAAGAGUCUAGACCCUAUGACUGGCCAGAUGAGCAGCACCAUCGCUGCCAAAUUAACCGCAGUGGAAGGAACACUGAAAGAGAAUGUCACCAAAGUUGUUAAAUCCAAGAACACUACAGAUGCUAUCGGUCGCGCUGCUGCAGAGGCCAUGCAGGGCCCCAUCCAGGCGGCCUACAAAGAGACCUUCCAGAGCAUUGUGCUGCCCGUGUUUGAGAGAGGCUGCCAGUCCAUGUUUCAGCAGAUCAAUGACAGCUUCAAACAGGGAACCAACGAGUACAUCCAGCAGCUGGAGACACACAUCAAGAACAGGAAACAGCGGGACCAGGAUGCACGGGAUCCCGUCAUUGGCCAGCUGCAACAGAUGAUUGACACUCUCCAGAAUUCUCAAGACCAGCUGGCCACUACUGUGACGGCCAGCGUGUGCUCUGACGUUCAGCAUCAGCUCCACAUGAUCGUGGGAAAUCUGCAGGACUCAAUCCUGACACAGGUGCAGCGCAUAGUGAAGGGAGAGGUGAGUCUGGCCAUGAAGGAGCAGCAGGCAGCUGUCACCUCCAGCAUCAUGCAGGCCAUGCGCUCAGCCGCAGGAACACCUGUACCCUCUGCACAUCUGGACUACCAGGCCCAGCAGGCCAGCAUACUGCAGUUACUGCAGCAGGGCCAACUUAAUGAGGCCUUCCAACAGGCUUUAUCUGCAGCAGACUUGAAUCUGGUGCUCUACGUGUGUGAGACCAUUGACUCCCAGCAAGUGUUCGGCCAGCAGCCCUGUCCACUCCAUCAGGCCGUCCUUCUGUCUCUCAUCCAGCAGCUCUCCACCAACCUGAGCACACGCACAGAACUCAAGAUCAGCUAUCUUGAAGAUGCUGUAAUGAACCUGGACCACGGAGAUCCGGUCACCAGAGACCACAUGUCUGCAGUGCUGUCCCAGGUACGACAGAAGCUCUUACACUUCCUGCAGCAGGAUGCCCACAGCCCUCUGAGCAAGCGUGCUCGGCGCCUCAUGAUGAUGCUGCAGGGCCUGGUCAGUCACUAGAAGAGCCCCUCCGGACGGCGCAGCUGACAUCUUCACCGACCCCUCAGUCAUUGCUCUGCAGUCUCGUAGAUGACCGUCAUGACCUCAUAGCACCCUGCUGUUCAGUCGCUUUAUCUGUGCUCUGCAGCUUAUUGGCUUUCUCAAGAAGCACUAUUGGGAGUUGUAGUCCAGGCUUGGACUAUAUAUUGGCGGCUUAGGACUACACCCUACCCCAACCCCCCCCAAUCUUUCCCCUCCUUCAUUCUUUCCAGACUAUUUUUGAUUUUGUUUCUCUGCACAUGUGAAAAAUCCUCAGUUUGUGUGCAACACCAUCACGAAUGCAGACCGGGACAUGGGCUACUUCAGUUGUUUUCAUUAUGCGUUCAAUACCAGGAGACCACAACGUGUUUGUUUUUUGUUUUUAUUUUUGUGAUUUUCAUUCUUGAUGCAUCAGGAACAAGACUGUGGAGAGCAUGAGAGAAUGAAGACUGUGACAUUAACACUCCAAAUUUGGUUGGUUUCCUGGCUACUCUGCUUUUUUGUUUUUUGUUUUUUUUGUGGUGGAAUGCCAUCAAACGCUUGCAGACAUGAAGACAUUAUCAUCACCUCAUGAACAUUACAGCCCUGUUGGUUAUUAAUAAAGGUUGUAUUUAGGCCACUUAUCCUUAUCUGACUUAACAGUUUUGCUGAAAAUAAUUUGGCCAAGUUGCUGCGUUUUUUUUUUUUUUUUUUUUUUUUUUUUUAUGUCAAGUGGAGCGUUCCUGGAAUUUUUGUUAAUGCUAUCAGGAUUUGAAAUGGUCAGAAAAACAGUUUAACUUCUGGGCUGUGGCAAAAUCAACCCGUUUUUCAAUCAGCAGAGUCCUGUAAAAUAUAUAAGAGGGCUUAUGUUACCGUGGAAUGCUAACAACAUAGUUAUUUGGAAAUCUUCAAAAGGAACCUUGAGUCUGUAACUUGCAGUACGUCUGUAAGUCUCUAGAGGGCAGGCAUUUAUGUAUCUUCUUUCUAAUUUUAUAUGCUGCUUCUGUGAUUUUUUUUUUUUUUUUUUUUUCUCUCUCUCUCUCUCUCCUCCCAGUUCUGCAGAAUUACACUACAGUGAAUGCAACAAGGCUCUUCUUUUAAAAGAAAAAAUAAUGCAGGCUUUCUUUUCUGUGAAUUUUUUUCUUUCUGUAUUGCAGCACCCAAAUAUUUAAGUGUUGGAAAAAGUGGCUGAGAAUUGACUAUUUUCUGCUCUGUUCUAGUCAGCUGAUUGUAUUUGAUUUAGACCGAGAUGCCAACACUUGUUAUUCAUUAGGAGGGACUAUUUGGUCAUGCCCUCUGAUAAAGGAAGAACAAAAAGAAAGUGCCUUAUCAGACUAUUGCGUAUCAGAUAUUGGUAAUCGGGUCCUCUGACCCUACAUUGGCCGCCACGUAUCUCCAAGCAGAUUUUUUUUUUUCCACUAAAACACGCUAUUGAAGUUAGGAACGGCCAGGUUUGUUACUGAAACAUUUUCUUACAAGUGCUGUAAACUGUGAUCCGAGUUUUAUUUUUUCAGUCAUUUAUUCCUCACAAGUUUCAUGCUAAUGCGAGGAGGAAGUGCCGGCCCCGUUGAUUGUGUUUGUGUUAACACAUUAUUUGUUCCCUUGUCGUCUUUAUUUUUAGAGCUGUGCAUAUUACAUCCAUAGCCAUUUGCAGCAGUCAGUGUGGCUCAUUAGGACAUUUUUACAGGGUGUAGGCAAUGUCCUCUUUUGCUUUUCUCAUAUGUAUUAAAAAAAAAGCUCUUUAACAGACAUGAGCCUGCUGCGCAAUUGAGGUUAAAUCUAAGGCGCUAAUAAGGAUAUAUUAAACUCAGCAUGCUUGCAUGCUAAUGGUGAGAGCCAUGUACUCAAACAAGUUAACCUGUUUUUACGAAUUCAACACCCCGCUUUUGUUUAAGCUUUGUAAACUGUUUCAUCUUCAUUUCUCUUUCUUGCGUAGUAUAGAGUCCAGCAAAGACGACCCAUGAUCGAAUAGAUUGUCUGAUUCAGUUUUAUGUUACGUCACGUCCUUUUUCAGUUUUAAGAUGUUGCAGUUCAAGGUUAAUUGCUUUUCAGUACUGUUUUAGACAUGUCUGACGAUGUCUGGGUUACUAUACUAAUACACAAUGCCUUCGGUUUUUGAGGCGUACAAACCUUUUUUUUUUCUUUGUUCCCUGUCAAGAGGUUCACAUUGCAGGUUGUGUAUGACAAUUUAAUUGUUUGUAAUUUUUUCCUUUUUGUGUUUUGAUUUUUGCUUCCUUGUGUUUGAAAUUCUGUUGUAUAUUUUACACUCAUUUCUUUCAUCCUAGACGUUUUGGAAUAAAAAAAGGAAAACAUUGUUCAAUGUUCA
Puntigrus tetrazona (Sumatra barb) is the source of this 6675-nucleotide messenger RNA. It is a transcript of the gene edc4, whose product is annotated as enhancer of mRNA decapping 4. Gene Ontology annotation, biological process: deadenylation-independent decapping of nuclear-transcribed mRNA. Gene Ontology annotation, molecular function: protein binding. NCBI's taxonomy places the organism in Eukaryota, Metazoa, Chordata, Actinopteri, Cypriniformes, Cyprinidae. Gene Ontology annotation, cellular component: P-body. The record is from RefSeq and is a predicted model, not a curated record. Bases 105 to 4352 code for a protein of 1415 amino acids. The transcript has 30 exons.